AUGGUGCAGCCAUUUAGUACACUACCGGCUGCGGCCAGGAUUUCACCCAAGCCUUUCACGGUCGCAAUCCCAAAGGAGAAUCUAACUGAUAUGGAGACCCUGAUCAGGCUGUCGAAGCUUGCGCCGCAAACUUAUGAGAACUCGCAGCCAGAUAUGCGAUAUGGUGUCACCACAGACUGGCUGGUCACCAUGAAAGAUCAGUGGCUCAAAUCAUACAAUUGGAAAAACACCGAAGACCGAAUCAACAGCUUCCCCCAGUGGAAGGCUGAGGUGGAAGGCUUGGACAUUCAUUUUGUGGGCCUCUUCUCAGAGAAGCCAGAUGCCAUCCCAAUUAUACUGAUUCAUGGCUGGCCUGGAAGCUUUUUGGAAUUCCUUCCUAUACUUGACAUUUUCCGAAAGGAAUACACACCAAGUACACUGCCUUAUCACUUAAUUGUACCGUCUUUGCCCGGCUAUACAUUCUCAUCCGGUCCCCCUUUGGAUCGCAACUUUACUACCACGGAUAUUGCCCGAGUGCUGGACCAGCUCAUGAAGGAUCUUGGAUUUGAAAAUGGCUACGUUGCCCAAGGUGGCGAUAUUGGCAGUCGAAUUGCUCGAAGCCUAGCUGUAGACCAUGAAAGCUGCAAAGCUGUCCAUCUCAAUGUUUGCUUCAUGGGCCGCCCUGAAGGCAUCUCGGAUGAACAUCUGGAUGUGUCUGAGAGAGAAGGAAUCCAGAGAAUGGAAGUGUUCAGAAUGAUGGGCGCCGGGUAUGCUGUUGAGCAUGGUACUAGACCAAGCACCAUUGGCCACGUUCUUGCAACAAAUCCGGUCGCUCUUUUGGCUUGGAUCGGAGAGAAAUGGCUGGAAUGGGUCGAUGAGGCCUUGUCAUCGGAGCAUAUCCUUGAGUCAAUCACUCUCUACUGGCUUACAGAGACAUUCCCUCGCUCGAUCUACACUUAUCGCCAGAACUACCCCCUCCGCCUGUUCCAGCAACCAACGACCCUCGCUGGUUCCUUCCCCACACCAACUGUAAGUAGCUUUAAGGAGCUCCCCACGCGCUUAUGGGCUUCUUUCAACCUCAUCACCACUGUUCUUCUUACAUCAAGACACCAAAAUUUCAGAGACGAGAUCAUGCCGUCUAACAAUACAUCUCUCGAAGAGAUCUUUUCAGAUGACUCUAGUUUCUACGGCGAUGAGAAUGAGCAAGCGCGGCUCGAGGAACAAGCAGCCACAUACGACCCUGAACCGUUCUGGGCAGAAAUACAUCCAGGACUUCUCUCAACAAUUCAAUAUGAAUUGAGCGCCCCGCCUCCGACCCUUAAAGCAGAGCCCGGUAUCUUUGCCAAGCAGGAAGAGGACGAUGGACUCCCGACGACAUACCGACCAAGGGACCAGCGCGGGCCUGGGGAGUCCAUCACUGCAUUCACAUCACGUCUCCCUCCUUCAAGAACGUCCAUUUCCGACGUCGGUCCAUGGAUUUGGAUGUGGAAACCUAAAUGCCAAGUUCAAGAAGGCGACAUCGCGACCCUACUGAAGAGAGGCAACGAGCUGCUCCAAACCUACGACGAAGAAGCCUCUACUCUCCGCGCCGCACACGACAAGUCUGGCGCAAAAACCACCGCGGCCCUAACACGUAAACUGAAUCCGCUGCGCCGAACGCUGGAGCAAAAUAUCUUUGCUUUGGCCAAAGAGACUGGCGUGACAUCUGGCAAGUGGAUGUUUUUCCCGUCGGUGGACUAUGUCGAUUCCGUUUGGAAGACUGUCGUGACGGCCCUUGACAAGGGCGAACUUGGGAAUACGGCCAAGGUUGCGACGGAGGAUGGGUCGGGCCAGGCGCGGCUGAUUUGCGUCUAUACGGAGGAUUUUAGUGACAUGGAGGAUGUGAAGCGGGUGUUGACGACUCUGGUUGAGAAAGGGCUUGUCGAUGAAGAGGCGAGGCCGAUUUACUACAAGUGUGAUGCUUAUACCCAUCUGGACAUCAAGUCUAACAAUGUCUAUGGACUGAAGGCGAGCUUGUUCUCUAGCAAGGAUAUCUUGACCGGGAAAGUUUGA
Messenger RNA from Penicillium daleae, 2031 nucleotides. Its product is annotated as Isopenicillin N synthase. The coding region runs from base 1 to 2031 and encodes 676 amino acids. The record is from RefSeq and is a predicted model, not a curated record. Gene Ontology annotation, molecular function: epoxide hydrolase activity. The transcript has 8 exons. Lineage: Eukaryota; Fungi; Ascomycota; Eurotiomycetes; Eurotiales; Aspergillaceae. Gene Ontology annotation, biological process: epoxide metabolic process.